CUUCCCAAACUACCUCACUCAUUCAUGAAGAAGAUAAUAAACACUCUAAACAGUCAAAACUUGCUGCCCUACUCCCUAGUCCUAGUGCCCUCACUCGGCUCACUCACUCUUGUGAGUAUUGGGAGCUCAAUUGUCUAUUCUCUCUUUUAGUUAUUUGAAAUUUUCAUUUUAUAGUAAUUUUUGUACAAAUAUAGUCAGUGUCACAUUACUCACACUCACAUUCCUUACACCGUACAUUACUUAGGACUAAAGUGUAUGCUUUGUACCACUAGACUAAUUGUUAUUGCGGUGAAUAAAGGCAAUGUGAUUGCCUUAGUGGAAUGAUAUAAUAACAAUUUGUGGUUACAUACCAUUGUCGUCCAAUAUUACUGGUCAAUAGAUGGUAUUGUAUAGGAUAACGGUCGCCCCGUGUUCGAACCGUGAAAAUCGAGAAUAAAUGGUGCUUACGGCCAACCGAAAUCAACAAUGGAAGCACAGUCAUCGAAAAAAUUAUGCUGCAAGGUUUGCGUUCACACGGUCAAGAGCAUCCCGGUGAUAUUCAUUUUGUGCAUACUCGCGUGGUCGUAUUAUGCAUACGUCUAUCACCUGUGCCUCAGUCGAGUCACGUCCGUCGAACUGGCGGUGCCGUAUCUGCUAGUGUACCACAUCAUACUAGUGUUGUUCCUAUGGUCUUACUUCAAAACGAUUUUCACAGAGCCAAGCGGCGCUCCACCAAAUUUCAGAUUACCAGAAGAAGUAUUUGAAGAGUUUAAUAGAAAUCCUAUAGACUUGAGCAGGCAAAGCGCCAUUUUACGUGAUUUUGCUGAGAAUUUACCUAUUAUGACUUUCACAAAUACCAAUGAACAUUUUUUUUCAGAUAUUCGGUUCUGUGAUAAAUGUAAAAUAGUCAAGCCAGACAGAUCACACCAUUGCAGUGUGUGUCGUAAAUGUGUAUUAAAAAUGGAUCACCAUUGUCCAUGGGUGAACAAUUGUGUCUCAUAUUCCAACUACAAAUAUUUUAUAUUAUUUUUGGCAUAUGGUCUUCUAAUGUGCAUUUAUGUCGCUGCUACAACAGUUGAAUACGUUAUCAAGUUCUGGGAUAUUACUACAGAUAUGCGAAUUCAAGAUGGAUCAUAUAAAAUACAUAUAAUAUUCUUAUUUUUUAUUGCUUCAAUGUUUUCAUUAAGCUUAUUCUCACUGCUUGCAUAUCAUAUCUACCUGGUUUCAAAAAACCGAACAACAUUAGAGUCUUUCCGUCCUCCUAAAUUUUUGGAUGGUAGUGAUAAAAAUGGAUUCAACUUGGGAUGCUGCAGAAAUAUACGAGAAGUGUUUGGUAAAGAAGUUCUUCUGUGGCCUUUUCCAAUAGACACACGCCUUGGUGAAGGUGUAUCAUUUCCAAUCAAUAAAACUGUACCUGAAGCUCAAAGUCUAUUAUUCUCCGAUAUGAACGACCAGAAAACAUCAAUUGAUUUCGAACAUUAUGACACGUCGUUGUUUACAUCAAUCUUAAUAAGUGAUGAUAACAUGAGCUUGACCGAUACAAACGCCCCUAAAUAUCAAGAUCUUAUUCAAAUUUAGUAUUAAAUACUUAAUAUUAUUUAAAACUUUAUUCCUGUGAUGUCAUAUUAUCCUACUUUUACUCGUAAAUAUUGAAUAAUAUAAUAAGUUCUUGUCUUGUAA
Messenger RNA from Myzus persicae (green peach aphid), 1659 nucleotides. Its product is annotated as palmitoyltransferase ZDHHC15-like. NCBI's taxonomy places the organism in Eukaryota, Metazoa, Arthropoda, Insecta, Hemiptera, Aphididae. The transcript is spliced from 9 exons. Gene Ontology annotation, biological process: protein targeting to membrane; peptidyl-L-cysteine S-palmitoylation; synaptic vesicle maturation. The record is from RefSeq and is a predicted model, not a curated record. Gene Ontology annotation, molecular function: protein-cysteine S-palmitoyltransferase activity. The coding region runs from base 466 to 1557 and encodes 363 amino acids. Gene Ontology annotation, cellular component: Golgi apparatus; endoplasmic reticulum.